This is a messenger RNA of Cylicocyclus nassatus, 737 nucleotides long. NCBI's taxonomy places the organism in Eukaryota, Metazoa, Nematoda, Chromadorea, Rhabditida, Strongylidae. The record is from the annotation of a GenBank genome assembly.
ACACAACUUCGUAUGGAAGUACUAAGGAACGUUCCUUUGGAAACUGUGAUUGGAAUAUUCGACUUCUCCCACUACAUCGAACUGGGCGUGCAUGUGCUUGGCUUUAUCGUAGCAUUUAUUUUUCUGUCAAGAUUCACCCGUUUACAAUCGCUUCACAUCAACCUCAGAUGGAUAUUUGCAAGUUUCAUCCUUACUGCUUGUAUUACGUCCGUGUGGCGAAUGUACUACUGUCUUGUGCGACUAACUAUAAUACCUGUCGAUCGUAUUAUUGAUGCUCUUGCUUUCGCUUUUGAUAUGCGUAAUGCUUCUAUUCUUGCGAGUAAGCAAAGUCAGCUCGAACAAUAAGUUAUAAGGCACAAAAGAGUUUAGGAGGGCUUCAUAUGAUACUAUUAGCUAUAGAGCGGCAGGUUGCAACUAUUCGAUCUAGGACUUAUGAAAACGAAGGCAAUAUUGUCCUUGUAAUCGUCUUAGUCAUUGGCUUGUGGGGACUCUCGUAUGGCAUGAUCUACUCGCUCAAAGCACUAAACGCUCCUGAUACUGUGAUAGCGUUGCUGGCCUCAGUCAUUUAUAUACCAGCUAUAGGGCUGUUGAUGCGUGUAAGAAGUGCAAAUAUAUCUAAAUGGAAAGGUCAUCGUGGUACAUUGCAAUUCUCCCAAAGCUAUCAGAUUCGCGAAAAUGUCACCUCUGCAACAUGCCUAUAUAAAUGUUUCGUGGUGUACUCGAUCCAAGUUCUUCUA